Molecule: messenger RNA, 1925 nt
Organism: Cannabis sativa
Lineage: Eukaryota; Viridiplantae; Streptophyta; Magnoliopsida; Rosales; Cannabaceae
Product: endoglucanase 16
Exons: 7
Coding region: 194-1663 (489 amino acids)
Biological process (GO): carbohydrate metabolic process
Molecular function (GO): hydrolase activity, hydrolyzing O-glycosyl compounds
Source: RefSeq, a predicted model, not a curated record
UCAAAAUCACUCUCCAACCCUACAUUAAAUCCCCCAAAAUAAAAAAUUAAAAAUAAUUAAAAAAAUUCCCUACAUUAUUUCUCUAUUCCACCUUCUUUUUCUCAAACCUUUUAUCCAACACACACCACUUACUUCUUAUUAUAAUCUAGAUUUUUAUGGAAUUAUAGUUUGAAAGAUUAACUUGUUUUGAGAUAUGAAAAUGAAAGAAACAACAAGUAAUGCAACCAAGGCCAUUAUUGCCUUGGCUUGGCUUGUUGUGUUUGAAGGUUUCUUGGUUGAAGUUAAUGGCAAUUUCAAUUACAAAGAUGCCCUAACCAAGUCGAUUAUUUUCCUCGAAGCUCAACGUUCGGGAAAACUUCCCAGUAAUAAUAGGGUUCCGUGGAGAGGAGAUUCUGGACUUAAUGAUGGAAAACUCGCUAAUGUUGAUCUUGUUGGAGGAUAUUAUGAUGCAGGAGACAAUGUCAAGUAUGGACUUCCAAUGGCAUUUACAAUAACAACACUUUCAUGGGCUGCUUUGGCUUACAACAAAGAGCUUAAAGCUUCGGGCGAGUUGGAAAAUGUUCAUAAUGCUAUUCGUUGGGGCACUGAUUAUUUUCUCAAAGCAAGUUCCCGACGCAAUCGCUUGUAUGUUCAGGUAGGAGACCCAGUACUGGAUCAUCAAUGUUGGAUGCGACCCGAAAAUAUGGAAACUCCAAGAACAGUAUUGAAGAUUGAUGAGAAUAAAGCAGGGACUGAAAUUGCAGCUGAAACUUCAGCUGCCAUGGCUGCUUCUUCCAUUGUCUUUAGAUCUUUUGACCGUACAUAUGCUCGUCGUCUUCUUAAUAAAGCCAAAUUGCUUUUUCAAUUUGCUAAAUCACACAAAGGAACUUUUGAUGGAGAAUGUCCCUUCUAUUGCUCUUACUCUGGCUACAAUGAUGAGCUAUUGUGGGCUGCAACAUGGCUAUACAUGGCAACAAAGAAGGAAGUGUAUUUAAAGUUCAUACAAGAAGAAUCCAUUAGUGCAAAUGUGGCUGAAUUCAGUUGGGACCUCAAAUAUGCUGGAGCCCAAAUCCUUCUCACCAAUUUGUAUUUAGAAGGACAUGAUAGUUUGGUAGAUUUCAAAAAACAAGCAGAUAGCUAUAUAUGCUCAGUUCUACCACAGAGUCCGUACCACCAAGUUUACCUAUCACCCGGCGGAGCCGUACACAUGAGAGACGGCGCCAACACCCAAUACAUCACCGGCACCGCCCUUCUUUUCAGUGUCUAUAGUGACAUCUUAGCCCGUCACAACCAAAAAGUUCAGUGUGAUAACAUGCAAUUCGAUUCUACUCAAAUUUGGGCUUUUGGUAGGCAACAGAUGGAUUACAUUUUAGGACAGAACCCGGAGAAAAGAUCAUACAUGGUGGCAUUUGGGAGCAACUCGCCAAAGCAAGCGCAUCACAGAGGUUCGUCGGUGCCAAAGUUGCCAUCAGGGUCACUAGUGAAUUGCGCGAUGAGCUUUGUGCAAUGGUAUAAUACCAAUUCCCCCAAUGUCAACGAGCUCACUGGGGCCAUCGUUGGUGGCCCAGACCGCUAUGACAACUUUGACGACAAACGUUGGGAUUCUUCAAAGACCGAACCUUGUACUUACAUUAACUCACUCGCCAUUGGAGUCCUAGCCAAGCUUGCCAAUAACCCUAACUAAUUAUCUAGCUUUUAUCAUCAAAUGAGAUUUUAUUAUUCUUUACAUGUAUGUUUUGAUUUGAUUUGAUUAAUUAAUUAAUUAAUUCUAAUUAUUAAUUAAUCGUGAAAUUUGUUGUAAGUGUGUAAGUUUAACCUCAUCAUCACAAUGAUUCAAUUCUAUUGUCUUUUCAUGUAUUUUAGUGACUUGUAUUUUGUAUCAAAUUAGUACUUUUUGCAAAGUUUUAACCACAAAGUUAUAUAAUGUCAAUAUUAUACUAAUAAAA